CUUACACAAGAUUUAUUUUUGGAAAGAGUCCUGCAGUUACACUUUCCUGUUGCUGUUUGUGCUCCAUAAAGCCAACCAUAGGGAAACAGAAACAAAAACCAAAGAUGCUGUUAUAUAUAGUCUUGAACAUUCACUGGAGGCAGAGCAGAAAAAUUUCUGAAGAGACAGCAGCCUGAACCGCAGCCUGUGGGCCCAGCUGAGAACUGCACUGCAAUCAUGAGUGAGACCACUGAAAAUUCCUUGGAGAGCAGCCUACAGCGAUUAAAAUGUCAUUUCACCUGGAACUUGCUAGGGGAGAAAUCUUUGGAUGAAUUCGAGAGCAUAGUGUUGUACAAGAAUGAGUUUCAGAACUGCGGAUUUAAAGCCACAAUGUUUAAUGUAUUGGCCUAUAUAAAGCACCGCAGAGGACAAAAUGAGGCAGCCCUGCAAUGCUUAAAGCAGGCUGAAGAGAUAAUCAAGCAAGAACACCCCAGCCAAGCAAAAAUCCGAAGUCUGGUCACCUGGGGAAACUACGCAUGGAUCUACUACCACAUGGACCAGCUCGAAGAUGCUCAGACUUAUGUGGACAAGGUGAAACAGGUCUGUGCCGAAUUUUUUAACCCCUAUAGAAUGGAGAGUCCCGAGCUCCAUGCUGAAGAAGGGUGGGCCCGGCUAAAGUGUACAAUAAAGCAAUUAGAAAGGGCAAAGGUGUGUUUUGAGGAGGCUUUGGAAAAGAAACCAAAAAACCCAGAAUUCACCUCUGGCUGGGCUAUCGCAAGCUCCCGUCUGAACAAUUGGCCACCAUCCCAGCACCCCAUUAACCCUCUGAGGGAAGCCAUCAGGCUAAAUCCUGACAACCAGUACAUUAAAGUUCUCUUGGCUCUGAAACUUGAAAAGGUGAAGUUAGAAGAUGGGGAAGAUGAAGGAGAGAGGCUGGUCGAAGAAGCCCUAAAAGAAGCCCCAGAUGCAACAGAUGUCCUGGGCAGUGCAGCAAAGUAUUAUCACAAUAAAAAGGUCUGGCACAAAGCCAUAACACAGCUUGGAAAGGCUCUAGAACACAGGCCACAAAACCCUUAUCUACAUUACUAUCUUGGGAACUGCUAUCGGUCACAAGUCCUUCAAAUGCUGGAGAAGAAAGAGAAUAAAACAUACGCAGAAAGAGAGAAGUUACUGAGACAAACAGAACUGGCUCUGAAGCAUUUAGAGGAAGCCAGCGAGAGCAAUGUGAAUUUCUUCUGUAUUUCUUCAUUUAUUGCCAUUCUCUAUGCUAUAGUAGGUCAGUACAACAAUGCAGAUGCCUACGAGAAAGCAGAGUAUUACUUCCAAAAAGAAUUCAGCAAGGAGCUCACUCCUGUGGCUAAACAAAAGCUCCAUCUGCGGUACGGCAACUUUCAGCUGUGCAACAUGAAAUGUGUCACCAAGGCCACCCAGCAUUUUAUAGAGGGCGUGAAAAUUAACGUGGAAUCAAAGAAGAGAGAGAAGAUGAAAGACAAACUGCAAAAAAUUGCCCAAAGUCAACUUUCUAAAAAUGAAGCCAAUUCUGAAGCUUUGGAUCUCUUGGCAUUUCUUCAAGAGCUGAAUGGAGAAAUGCAACAAGCAGACAAAGACUUGAAGAGGAACUUGGACUCUGGAAACCUCAUCCCUGCAGCAUCUCUGGAUUAGACACAGAGCAAGGAAUAGGAACAUAGUGCCCAUAGGGUUACUGCUGGAAGGGGUUGAAACCUUCCACCAAGUUGGUAUUCAAAAUAUUAACAACUGAUAUAGCCUAUGUGUGGACCAGGGCACUGGCCACACUACUGGGUCAGGGUUAUGGGGGAAUCCUUCUGUGCCUCAGCUCUCUAAUAUCUUUCCAUCUGUGGAGUCAUUUUAGGGUCUGAACUGAUGGGCUUUGCAUAGCCAGUAAGGUGCUGUAUCAUGAAAAGACUGAGAGACCAAAGCCAAUACAGGGCUGCCCAGCCUCCCACCUCUGUCUCUCCUGUGUCUGUCUCUGCUGUCUCCUUUCUCCUCUCCAGCCAAUCUUCAAUGUACAGUGCUCCACACAGAAUGAGUUCAGUUGUCACAUUAACCUAGGUUGCAAUGUGGUUUGAAAAAAAAGAACAGAGAAUGUGUCAAACCUUGAAGAGACAUGCCUAAGAGAACCAAUGGAAUUUGACAUCCACAGUAUAUGACUUUCAGGGAGCACGUGGAGCUAUUUUAUCUUCAUUCUGCCCUCUCUGAAGCUGUAAAAUGGCAUAUAAAGAAGAAAAAGGAAUACUGUACAAUGUGCUAGAAACUAAAAUAUAGAUAUCUUCAGCACUUGUUUACAAAAAUAACUGUUUCAUCAGUAAAGAGAGGCAAAAGAGAGAGAAUGGAAUGCUGAUUUAUUCUUCUAGAUUGUGAUCAAAUGGAGAUUAGCUUAAUUAAACUUAUAUGGACUCUUGUUAUUAAGCAAUUAAAAAUUAUAAAAUACAACUUUCAAAACAACAAUUAAAAUUUGAAGAAUGGUAAAAACUGUUUUUAUUUUCUAUAAGUAGUGUUGUAUGUAUUUAAGAACAUCAGUGUACACAAUUUGAAUUCCUGAAAAAAGUAAUACUUCUAUUAAUAAAUAUCUUACAUGCGAUAUAACAUAAA
Molecule: messenger RNA, 2589 nt
Organism: Cavia porcellus (domestic guinea pig)
Lineage: Eukaryota; Metazoa; Chordata; Mammalia; Rodentia; Caviidae
Gene: Ifit2
Product: interferon induced protein with tetratricopeptide repeats 2
Exons: 2
Coding region: 217-1641 (474 amino acids)
Biological process (GO): defense response to virus
Cellular component (GO): cytosol
Molecular function (GO): protein binding
Source: RefSeq, a predicted model, not a curated record